Molecule: messenger RNA, 492 nt
Organism: Lachancea thermotolerans CBS 6340
Lineage: Eukaryota; Fungi; Ascomycota; Saccharomycetes; Saccharomycetales; Saccharomycetaceae
Product: KLTH0F11330p
Exons: 1
Coding region: 1-492 (163 amino acids)
Source: RefSeq, a predicted model, not a curated record
AUGAACGGCACAUCGCACGUACAGGAAGCGGCGAGAAACGCGGCCCGGUUGGCGGACUCGCGCAGGGAACACUCCAUACACAAGCCGCAUGGCGCCCCAGACCGCAUGAGCCGGCAGGGCCACGCAAACCGCCUGUCAGACCUCGCCAUCCACAAGCUGAGCGACCUCUUUGACUUUGAACACUUCUUUAAAGACCACGUGCCGUCGGGGCUGCCGUCAGAGCUGCCGGCCGUGGCGGCCCACGAGUAUACACUGGCUCCGCAUGGCGGCGGUGCGCGCGGCGCGGGCGAUGAGUCCGUUUUCGCGCCGCUGGACGUGAGUGAGAGCUCUGGUUCCCACAUGCUAGGCCUCCCACCUCCUGCCCCGUGUCAGAUCGACCUGGCGGCGCGCGCAGCGCACGAGGUGCCCUGUGCCUACAACUCCACUCUGAUGAAUUACGAAAGCCAACUGUUUUUGCAUGACUUGAUCUCGGGCGACAUAUAUGAUGAAUAA